AUGUCUUCCUCUGAAGAAGAAAUUGAGACUAACAUCGAAACUGAAGAUGGAAUUCUUACAACCAAGAAUGUCAAAGUCGAUUAUAAAAAUUUGGAAGCUCAAGGCGCAGAAAUCAAAUUAUCCGACGAUGAAUUAACGAUUCAAAAAAAUACUAAACCCAAAAAAGUAGCAUUCGAUGCUCCAGCUCCAUCACCAUCAAAACAAUAUGAUGCAAAAUCCGUUGCUUCCACAGCAUCAAAAGCAUCAAGAAUUUCUAAGAAAUCCACUGCUAGUAAGAUAGAAAUCGAGAACGACCGUCUUUCCGUUAUGAUUAAUAAUCUUGGUUUGAAUGAGGAUGAAAUUAACUUCCAAAGUCAACAACAGGCAGAAGCACGCUACAAGAAAAUGGUUGAGAAGAAGUUUAAAGUUUUCAUAGAGAAUAGCGAGAAGAUUAGAAAGAGUAACGAAACUUCAGAAAGAAAUAAUAUCAGUAUUGAAGAAUUAUAUAAAAUGCCUCGUCAUAAACUACUUUACGAGAAUGAAAAGCUUAAAGUUAGAAUCCAGAGCUUAGAGAAACAAAGAAAAGAACUGGAUGAAAAAUUCAUCACUCUAAGUAAAAGACUUGAGCAGCUCAGCUAA
Trichomonas vaginalis G3 is the source of this 618-nucleotide messenger RNA. RefSeq lists its product as uncharacterized. The transcript has a single exon. The record is from RefSeq and is a predicted model, not a curated record. NCBI's taxonomy places the organism in Eukaryota, Parabasalia, Trichomonadida, Trichomonadidae. The coding region runs from base 1 to 618 and encodes 205 amino acids.